Dimorphilus gyrociliatus is the source of this 1379-nucleotide messenger RNA. Lineage: Eukaryota; Metazoa; Annelida; Polychaeta; Dinophilidae. The record is from the annotation of a GenBank genome assembly.
CGGAAUCUGAAAAGCGCGACAGAUAAACGUCGGGCAUGAAACUGUCUGCGUUCAAUUGGCCUUAUGGUCAAAUUUUAUUUUAUAAACCAAUUGACAGUCUUUUAUCGGUGAGAGCGGAUUAUUCAAAAUACAUUCAGACAGGAAUGUCAGGUUUAGAUCAGUCGGACGGCUCUUCUUCACCACCAGACGAUUCAAAUCAAACUGACGACGUUUGCCGGGAUUUUCUACGGAAUGUUUGUCGGCGAGGUGCAAAAUGUAAAUUCAGACAUCCAGAAGGACUAGAUGCUAUAGUUGAACUCGGUAAGCGAGUUAGUCAGGAUAUACAAUUCUGUCAUGACUUCCAAAAUACGGGUAGUUGCAAAAGAACGCCCUGCAGAUUUCUCCACUGUAGUCGGGAAGAAGAAGAAACUUUUCGACAAACUGGAAAAUUACCCGCCCAUGCCGCUUCUUCGGCGGCUAUACCGCCCGUUACACCCGGAGGAGCUCCCCCAGUUUGCAAAGACUAUUUAAAAGGAGAAUGCCACAGGGGGGCAAGAUGUAAAUUUAGACAUUUAGCUCCUGCUGAAUAUGAGGCCGAACUAACUAGCGGCAAACAAAUCAAUCAAAGCGUUCAACCGUUAACAGCUUCGACAGUACCGAAUCAAUUUGUUUCAACAGGUUUGUUGGGCCAACCUGAAGAUGAUUUCAGUAUUGCUAUAAAAAGGAGAAGAAUUGAAACAACAGUUGAUUUUCGACCAUGCUUAGAGGAAGAAAAUCUCAUACUCCGAAGUAAAAUAGCAGAACUUAAGAAGCAGGUAUCCGAUUUAGCCGCUGCUAAUGAAGUUUUGUUAGAUCAAAAUGCAAGGUAUAGGAAUGCUGGACUCAUUUCCUGCAAAACUCGUACCCUCCAACCGCCAGUUGUUAGCGUUAGUCACGUUUUAACACCAACAGUGACGCCUGCACCUUCAAUAUUACAAGCCCCAGCAGCCCAACCUCCCUUGCUAGCCGCCGGCCCACCUAUUUUAAGCGCCAAGAGUGACUUGGUAGUACCAGCAGGCGCAAGACCAACUCUUAGCCAGGCUCCGCCCAUCUUUCAGCACCUGGAUACGGGACCCACAGCUAUUGCCGCCCCACCUCCAACAGCUCAACCUCUGAGUCUCAGUACGUCCUUAAAUUCAACACUAGUAUCCUAUCCAAUAAUGUCUAAAACUGUGGGAUAACAAUACUCUUUCAUAAAUUCUCUAAAGGACUUUCUAUGUAUAUGUAUAUAUAUAUUCAUAAAUAUAUAUAUAUAUUUACGUAUACCAUAAAAUAAUAUGCUAUAUUUUCAAUGUACAUGCUGUGUGUAUAUACAGUAUAUAUGCAUUUAUAUUUAAAUCUUAUGUAUCUUUCUAAAAGCU